Molecule: messenger RNA, 2301 nt
Organism: Vespa crabro (European hornet)
Lineage: Eukaryota; Metazoa; Arthropoda; Insecta; Hymenoptera; Vespidae
Product: S-formylglutathione hydrolase
Exons: 7
Coding region: 1193-2050 (285 amino acids)
Biological process (GO): formaldehyde catabolic process
Cellular component (GO): cytosol
Molecular function (GO): S-formylglutathione hydrolase activity
Source: RefSeq, a predicted model, not a curated record
UGUCAGAGUAGAAUCACUUCGUUAACUUUAUUUGCCUCGUAUGAAGGAAAAAAAAAAACGAAAUAGCCAAUUCCAUGUCGUUAACGAGUUUUUGCAAUAAAUUGCACCAAUCGAUCGGUGCAAUCGAUCGUCUCGUGCGAAAGAACCAUUAAAGUUUAAUUCGUUCUAUCGGUUUAUCAUUAGGGUAUUGAUUUCCAUAAUGUGUUUUUCUCUUUCUUUGUUGAUUCCUAAAAACACUUUAAAGGAACAUUUGAGAUCAAUCACGAAAUAAAUAUAAAAUGGCAAUUAUGGGGAACACUGGAACUUGAACUGAUCAAAGGUGUACAUGGAGAUUUCAAAAGGCGUUACUGUACAAACUUUUCUACACGAAAAAUAACGAAAACAGCAUUUACACCAACAAUAAGUUCAAACAUAAUUUUUAACCAAUUUUGAUAAACAAAACGUUAUUUUAAAGAUAAAGGUUUAAUCUAGGACACUGAUUUUUCGAAUUUUUGAAAAAACUUUAUUUUUAUGCAUAAUAUAUUCUCGAAGAAAUACCAUUUUUUUUUUAAAGCUUUUUCAAAAAUUCGAAAAAGCGGAGUCCUAGAUUAAAACUUCUUUAAAAUAAAAAAAUCUUGUUUUUCAUCAUAAUUGGUCAAGAAUUAAGUCUGUUCUCAUUGUUGACGUAAACUAUUAUAAAACCAGGGAUGAUGAACAGUCUUAAAAAGCGCCUGAGAAAAAUAUAAAACAAAUGAUUGCGAAACGAUUGGUUAUUUUAAAAAUCUUCAUUCAUCGAAUAGACAUCGUAUGAAUAGCGUCGAGAUGUUUUUUGUAAAUAUGCAAUAUAAAAAGUGAUUAAAGUGAAGAAGGAAAAAAAAUGCCGUCACCAAAAGGGCAGCUUUGUAAAUAUAAAAAAAAAAGGACUGGAGCAAAUUUAAGAAAUUUUUGGAAGCAAAGGAAAAAACAACUGCAGGGUACAGCAGUCAUGGAGAAUGUGCGAUUAACGUAGAAUGCGAACGUUCUGCUUUGAAAUUAGUAGAAUAGCGCAUUAUCAGUAUUGAACAUUUUUUGAAUAUUUUCUCCAUUGGUGUACAAUACACUUUACAAUUAUAGUGUAUGUCGAAAGUUGCUAAUAAAUUUUCGCGACAUCUUCGAUCAGGAAGUCGUGAGGAAUCGAGAAUAAAGAAAUAAGACAGUGCAACAACCUUCAUCAAUGACGGAACUCACAGAAGUAUCUAAUAACAAAGUAUUUGGAGGAUGGCAAAAAGUUUAUUCGCAUGAGAGCUCCGUUCUCGACUGUAAAAUGAACUUUGGUAUCUUCCUUCCACCACAAGCGGAAGAAGUUUCAGUCCCAGUUAUUUAUUUUUUAUCAGGACUGACAUGCACAGAAGCAAAUUUUAUACAAAAAAGUGGUGCUCAAAAAUAUGCUUCAGAAUGUGGUGUUGCUUUAGUAGUACCUGAUACUAGUCCUCGUGGAUUAAAUAUUCCUGAUGAUUCUGACAGUUGGGACUUAGGAAUUGGAGCAGGAUUUUAUGUGGACGCAACAAAAGAGCCAUGGAAAAAGAAUUAUAAGAUGUACAGUUACAUUACUAAAGAAUUAUCAUCGCUGAUUAAUGAAAAAUUUCCGAUACUUUCUGAUAAACAGUCUAUAAUGGGUCAUAGUAUGGGAGGUCAUGGAGCACUGAUCUGUGCACUUAAAAAUCCAGGUAUGUACAAAUCGGUUUCUGCCUUUUCUCCUAUCAGCAAUCCAAUUCAGUGUCCGUGGGGUAAAAAAGCAUUCUCUAACUAUUUUGGAGAAACAGAAGACAAUGUCUCAUGGAAUGACUGGGAUGCUACAGAAUUAGCUAAAAAAUACAAUGGUCCUCCUUUGGAUAUUUUAAUAGAUCAGGGGAAAGAAGAUAAUUUCUUAAAACAGGGUCAAUUAUUGCCUGAAAAUUUAUUGAAUGCUGCAAAAGAUGCUGGAUUACCUUUGGUUUUAAGAUUUCAAGAAGCUUAUGAUCAUAGUUAUUAUUUUAUAGCUACAUUUAUCGAAGAUCAUAUUAAACAUCAUAUGAAGUACUUAAAGAAUUAAAGAUAUUUUUUAUCAAAAUUUAUAUCAAUUUUUACUAAUAAAUAAUUCUUUUAAAUUAGUAUAAUAAAAUUAAAAUUAGUAUACUAAAAUAAAGUAAACUGCAAAAGAAUCAAUAUAUGACUUUUUUCAAUUGAACAAAGUUACAGAUAAAUUAUACUCAUUAUUCUUUGCCUUUUUCUCUCCAUCUCUUUAUAGUUUUCUUAUAAUAUACAUAAAAAUUGUUAACAAUAAAAAUAUAUUAAACGUGUUAA